Messenger RNA from Aspergillus fijiensis CBS 313.89, 1443 nucleotides. RefSeq lists its product as uncharacterized. Gene Ontology annotation, biological process: metal ion transport; transmembrane transport. Gene Ontology annotation, cellular component: membrane. The coding region runs from base 1 to 1443 and encodes 480 amino acids. The record is from RefSeq and is a predicted model, not a curated record. The transcript has 8 exons. Lineage: Eukaryota; Fungi; Ascomycota; Eurotiomycetes; Eurotiales; Aspergillaceae. Gene Ontology annotation, molecular function: metal ion transmembrane transporter activity.
AUGAUCGUGACAAAGGGUCUUCCCGAUCAGAGCCUCGAAGCGAAGCCCACGCAACAUGAUUCUGCGCUCUAUAUGCCAUAUCUAGGUUGGUCCGAUUGGCCACGCAAACCGGACCGCAACAAUCCCGGGCAAGCGCUUCCGGAACCCGUUCAGUCUCAGGACGACCCCGCAAACCAGGAGCAGCCCUACAUGACCCUCGACCAGUACUAUUACUCCUCGAUCAGUGAAACCACACAAAGAGACAGUGAUCAAGUUGACACUUCUACAAUCUUCCUCGUGAACCAGCUGUGGCUCUUUACGCUUGUCGAUAAAACAAUUGUUACCUUCACAACAAGAGAAACCACCGACGCCACCAGGGGCUUUUUUCAACGAGUACUUGCCAACCUGAAGAGCCAGAAGAACAGAACACCUUGGCCAGUAGAAAGAGUCCGCGAGAUUAUCCUCAGCACGGCGAUCGGGAUGUUCGAUGUACCGGAGAUCAGCCCAGAUCCAAGCCCGAAGAAGUCGCCGCUCGCCAUCUUCCGAGAAUCCAUCCAGAAUGUUCGUGAGAAAGAAGCUGCACUAUACAAGUCAUUCUGCGAGCAACUGGGGGAUGACCUCAAAAGAGAAAAGUCGUCGGAAGGGCGAGACGAAACCAAGGCCGUGAAGAUUGGAAGAUUCUGCAAGUCACUGUGGCUUUUCAUGGCCGACGCUGUGGGCCUUCGCCCUUUGCGCGAACAGAACAUACACAGUUUAGGGACUGAUAGAACGGGCGAUAUGUUGUUCGAAGGAGAUAAUACUCAAGCUGCCAGGGCCACAGGCGCUAGACCCGAUGCCGGAAACCAGACAGCGCGCGUGCGAAGACCAAACACAAAGAAACCCGAAAAGGAGACCAUCUCCGCAUCCAAGAAGGAGUAUGAUAACAUCCUCGCGGAAACAACGCUUCUACGGGAGAUCAAGGAUAUCAGCAACGAGCUCAACAUUCUUCAAAGCUUGGCGGAGGAUCAAAAAGAGGUGUGCGACCGGCUCUGGGGCAAGGAGCAUGAACGCAAGGCAGGCUUCACCUACGAAACCCCUUCUGAGAUCAAAGCGGAGAUCGAAGAGAUGAUCAAAGAUGCGGAGACCGUCCGGAAGUCCCUUGACAUGCUGCUUGAUCUCAAGCAGAAGCAAGCGAACAUCAACCAAGCGAAGAGCAGCCGCAAGCAGAGCGACGAGACUGCCAAGCAGGGUGUUGCUAUCAUGGUGUUUACACUUGUGACGACCGCCUUCCUGCCCGCAUCGUUUCUGACGAGCUUCUUUGCUUUGAAUGUGUCUGACUUUCCUCAUGUCAGAGAGCUCGGCGUUUCUGUGGCCGUCUCUUUGAUUAUCGCGUGUAUUGCUUCUCAAUUGACCAAGUGGGGUAGACGCUGGAAAGCGGUGAAGGCCAAGAUAGAUAAGGAUAUUGAGGCAGGAGACCAGGAAUGA